UGAAUCCCCGCCUGGCCGCAUACAAAUGGAAGCCAUCCCCCUCUUCCUGCUGCUGCUGCUGCUGCCGCUACUGCAACCUUUCUGCCCAGUCUCCCUCCCCCCAAUCCAUCCUCCCCUCCUACUCUCUCUGCCUUCUACUCUCCCGCUUCCAUCCCCCAAUGCCUCCACCCGUGUCCCAGUACUUUCUCCAGCGGUGGCACACCACCCCGCUGCCUCGCCUAAUCGAUGAGCUGGCCGAACUAUGUCCUGACCGGCCCAUGGUCUCCCUUCCCUGGGACAACGACCACCCGGUCAAGGGGUACCGGGACUACAGCAUCGCCGAGUUUGCCGCCGCUGUGAACCGGGCAGCGUGGUGGAUUGAGCUCCAGCUGGGACGAGCCCCGACUCCCUUCACCACUCUGCACUAUGUAGCCCCCCAGGAUCUCUCCUACUUCAUCCUCACUCUCGCCGCAGUCAAAACCGGAUACAAGACAUUGACCUGCCACCCAAGUGCGGACGUGGACACCCACCUCUCGCUGAUGGAACACACCGACUGCCACUUGCUGCUAUACCCGCCGUGCCCCAACACCGCCGCCAUCCGCAAAGUCAACAGCAUUCGCGCCCUGAAGUCGGGCCUCACAGCCCUCGUCACCCCAACCCUAGACGACUGGCUCUCCUCCACCUCACCCCCCGUCUACCCCUUCCCCCACGAUCUCGCCUCCAUCCUCCACGACCCCUUCACCGUCAUCCACAGCUCCGCCUCCACCGGGCCCGCCAAGCCCAUCCUCUUCACCCACGCCACCGUCUGCCUGCAACCCCUGGGCUUCGGCAAAAUCCGCGACCCCAGCCACGUCAACUACGAGCGAUGGCGCGGACAGCGUGUCGGGGUGUUGACCCCCCUCUCCAUCGCAGCGGGUCUCUUCCCCUUCCUCGCCAUGAACUUCUGCUUCGACCUCACCCUGGUCCUCCCCGCCACCUCCGGCCCCAUGAGCGCCACUCUCAUGGACCACCUCCUCGUCCACGGCAACGUCAGCGCCUGUAUCCUCGGCCCCAAAACCCUCCCCGACACCUGCGCAAACCCGACCUAUCUCUCCAACCUCCGCCGCGUCCGCUACCUCGCCAUCGUCGGCGCCCCCUGUCAGCCCUACCUCGCUCCCCUCAUCACCGCCCACGCCCAAAUCACCCACAUCUACGGCUCCUCCGAGUCUGGGACCCUCCCCGCCGAAGUCCUCCCCGACCCGGACGACUGGGCAUACCUGAAACUCAGCCCCGAGGUCCCUCACGAGUAUCGUCCCGUCUGCCAGAGCUACCACGAACUCGUCCUCCUCCGUCGUCCGCACGGUGCCGCCCAGCCUGUCUUCGCGAUGUUCCGUGACCAGGACGAGUAUCCCAUGGGCGAUCUCUUCGCCCCCCAUCCCACCAGGCCAGAUUGCUGGCGGUACUGCGGCCGCCGGAACGAUCUCAUCGGAUCCGAGCAAGGCCUCUUCCUCCCCAGAGAUAUGGAAUGGGUGCUGGAAGCCCACCCCGCUGUUCGAUGGGCAUUGAUCUGUGAAGAGAGACGCGGCGGUCUGGCCCUCUUGCUCGAUCUGAUACCUGACGCCUUGGAAAAGGGACAUGCUCAUGACGAGAAUAUCUGGGAUACCCUCCUCCCGCUCAUCGAAAGGGCAAACGCCCUUUGUCCUAUCCCCGCCGCCAUUCGUCGUGAAUUGGUCCUUUUUACGGACUCGGUCCGCCCCCUGCCGUUGAGCGUGAAGGGGAAUCCGCAGAGGGUUAGGUCUAGGGAACUUUAUCGGGCGGAUAUUGAGCGGGUGUUUGGUUGUGCGGAUAGGGAGGGGGGCGUGGGGAUGCCGUUGCCGUCACCGUCGCCUUAG
Aspergillus heteromorphus CBS 117.55 is the source of this 1850-nucleotide messenger RNA. RefSeq names its product acetyl-CoA synthetase-like protein. Lineage: Eukaryota; Fungi; Ascomycota; Eurotiomycetes; Eurotiales; Aspergillaceae. Bases 159 to 1850 code for a protein of 563 amino acids. The transcript is spliced from 2 exons. The record is from RefSeq and is a predicted model, not a curated record.